CUCAAAACGUCCUAACACCUAGGUGCGUAAGUCAGCUGUGUGGAAGCAACGUCACAUUGCUAGAUGGAUGGAUGGAUGCAGUGACCAGGUCGUCGCAGCCCACCCCGGCCAGCAACAUCACCACCAUCGUCAGGCAAUGGAUGGAUUCCAUGUAGCCCGCUCACGUGAUGGUUGCAUUCACGUGUGGGCCACAGUGAAUCCCCAUUACCGAACGAUGAAGAUGUAUGCUGUUGCCAGGGCAAGAAAGGAAAAGUCUCUCCCUCCCUCCCUCGCUCAACCAACCAACCGCCCACGCCCACACCACACUCAGCAUACAUAUGGCUAUGACAGAAAAAGGGAGGCGGGGAGACGGCACCACACAGAUUGUAGCUAUGCAGCUAGGCAGCUAGGAAGACAGGCAGGAGUAUACACAAGAGGUGGGGCGGCGAGUGGGGGGGCAUACACGGCACCCGUCCGCCAUAUCAAGGCCGAUCGAUCGAAACGUCUUAAAGGCUAAAGGCAGCACUUAGUAAGUCCUCUCGAAGGUAUCUCAACCGUACCGUACCCUCUCAACCGUGGCCACAUGCAAGUAUAUACAACACACAGAUGUGCAUAAAGACAGACAGACAGACAGACACGUUUGUAUACACACCACAACCACCCCUCUCUCUCUCUCUCUCUCUCUCUCCAAUCUCUCACGUCCUCCCCUUUGCAUAUGUCUGAAUAAUCGACUGGUAUGGCGGCACGCUCCCACCGCCCCUCCCGUGCACACACGACACACCCACACGAUGGCCAGCAGGGGGCCGCCCGGCUGGUGGAGGUGGGGGCGGGGGAGGUGGGGGCGGAGCCGCCGACGGGUGGUGCACGUGGUCCACCUGUACGAGUGGUGGCUGUGGUUGGCUGCUGCUCUUGAAGAGGGCGUCCAGCCGCAUGUGCACUUCCUUGGCAGGCCGCUUGGGGGCGAUGUGGUAGUCCCUCAUGAGCUGCGCCAGGGGGCUCACGUACUGCCCGCCCGCCACGCCAGCAGCCCUGGCGAAGUGCGCCGCCUCCAGGGGUGCCUGGUUGUGCCACUUCCACACAGAGUCGCUCCAGUCAGCAGUGGUCAGAGGAUGGCCCAUGUGGGUGUGGCCACAGUCGUCCAGGCCAGCGGUCUUGAGUGUGUGUGAGGUUGGGGCGGGGGUGCUGGUGGUGGUGGUGGUGGGGAAUGCGGGUGGGGGUAUGAAUGUUGCGGUGGGGUGGUGGUGUGUGAGGACGGCCCAGAGCAUCAGCAGCUUGGUCGGGCAAUGCGCCAACACGUAGGCGGCAUGCUCCGCAGACACCUGACCAGGAUCUGAUCACACACAGGGUUGUCAUUCUGUUGUCUUUUUCUCUGUUUUUCUCACCGGGUGUGUGUCCAUGAUUGGUCCAGAUGUCGCUCCACAGCUUCUCUAUCUUGUCGAUGGUCUCACGCCCAACACUCUCCUGCAGCCAGACCAGACCAGAGACAUCCAUUUCACACAUGUAUUCACUUGUCUGAUUGAGUUUUUCCCCCACACACAGGUACCUACCUGCGUGGCGUCGAGUAUAAGCUGUCCGCAUCCCUUGAGGAACCGCACGGUGUCGCUCAGUGUCCACAGCGACGGAUGACGGGCAGCCUGAUCGUGCACGACACACCAACAGCCAUACACGCCUGGUCUGCGUGUGUUGGGUGCUAUCUAUCUGGUGCAGACCUGCGCACCUCUGUGGCUGUGGGUCGGCAUGUGGGGUCGGGAUUGGUGAGCAUACAGAAGAAGUCCUUCAGCAGCGGACGGUCGUCAAACUGACACACACACAAGCCACAAGACAGACAAGACAAGGCACCACACGCAAUGUCGGAACACACAGACAUCGGUCUCUCUCCCUCUCUGUCUGUGUGUGUGUGUGUGACCUCUUUCAUCGCGGGUUUUGUGCCGCUAGCGAUGCGAUCUGCGAGCAUCUGUUGGCCCGAGUCCGAGUGCGACGGGCCGUAGGGAUGCACCGCAGCCAUGAGGUAGUACAGACUCACACCUAAGGAGAACACACACACCAAUGUCCGGCUAUACGCACACCUGCCCCCUUCACCCCGCCCGCCGACCCACCAGUGCUCCAUAUGUCGGAUGUGCGCAGCAGUGAGAGGACGUACCCCGUCCAGGUGCCGCCCGCACACCCACCGCACGCCUCACUGCAGUGCGGCCCGUUGCCGCCACGACCAUUGCUGUCGUGCCACCCGCUAGACUUGAGGUGACCCUACACACACACACACACAGAGAGAGAGAGAGAGAGAGGUCCACUCACAUGUGGGGGGCCGUUGUCUGUCUCUCCCUCCCUCGUGGACGUACGGCGGGGUUGUUGAGGUAGUGGUGCACUUCGGGUGAGUAGAAGAUCUGCAUGCCCAGAGGGGGCAGCUCCACACCCACACCCUUGCCGUGGCUGCUCUUGUUGCUGCUGCUGUUGUUGUUGUUCCUGUUGAUGGCGUGCCCCAUCAGCUGCUGGAAUGACGACGGUGACGACGAUGGUGCAGCCCCGGUAGAAGUCGGUGGCGGUGGCGGGUGGGGCGGGGGGGAGGGAACGGGCGUGGGGGCUGGAGACACGAGGAGGGAACAGAGAAAUAGAGAAGUAGAGAAAUAGAGAUGUUGGUGUGUUGUUGACUGCGCAUUGUGGCUGCGUACCAGUAGCAGAUGAGAGUGGCGGGUACUGUGUGUGUGAGGGAGGGGUGGAGGGACGCGUCUUGGUGUAGCUGUAGGGCUCCUGGUUGGGGGUGGCGGUGACUCCCUGCUGCUGCUGCCGCUGCUGCUGCUGCUGCUGGUGUUGCUGUUGUUUGACUGUGCGGUUCCUGGCCUUCUUGUGUUUGUUGGUGCACUUGUGGAGGGUGCUGCCCCGCUGCUGGCCGGUGCUGGUCAGCAACUCGGCCGGGCGGAGGGCGAUGCGAGAAAUGAAAUCACCCAGCUGCACCACACACACACACACACGGACAGAGAGAGAGAGGCAUGGCCCCAUACAUCCAAGGUGAGAUGCGGCUGUGUUGGGCGAUUGCCGACUGACCAUGACGUGCACGCGUCUGUGGCUCUUGGUGGUGGCGGUGCUCUUGUUGUUGUAUUUGUUGGUGUCUUGUAUCUUGACGAAUAUGUUGUCGGGCCGUACGGCGAGGUGCGUGACCUGCCGCUGGUGCAGCUCCGCCAACGCAUGCAGCACACCACCCACCAACUCACGACCUACACAACACACACCAACACAACACAACACAACACAGCACCCAUGACAUGAACCACCAGCAGAAGAAAAGCACCAAGCGUCUCCCGCCCUGAUCUGGUCACUCACCUUCGGCAGAGAACUGUCCGUGUUUGUCGAACCACUGCGGCAGUGGGAACGCGUAGAAGAGCAGCUGCUGGAACGACAUCCACUCACGGCAGUCGAGCUCCACCCCGCCACACCCAAGCCCCAUAUGCGUCAGGGGUGUCAGCUUGCCCUGCGGCGGAGGGACGAGAGCCUCACUGGCGGCCGCCUGGGCGAAUACGGCCUGCAGACCCCACCGGCCGUUGCGACGGAGGGACGCCGCAGCGUCCUCCUGCACACCACACCGUAGCCAUGUCUGUCUGUGGGGGUGAGUGCAGCGGGGGCGUGUGUGGAUGGUCUUGUCUUACGGCGAUGGGUACGGUGGAGCAGGGCGAGCAGACGAGUGGCAUGGGGUCACUCUGUAGCUUCCAGAGGUCGUUGGCGAGGCACUGCACAUCCUCCUCACGGUACGCAUAAAGGAGGGUCUGCAAACACACACGCCCAUGCAUUCUUAUGGUGCAUAUGUGUGUGUGUGUGUGUGUGUGUACUGCGUCUCUCUGAGGUGUGUGUUUCUUGUCACCUUGAGCACUCCAGCGACGUCCUUGCCGUUCACCUUCAGCACAACCUGACGCACCUGCACACACACACGAAAGAUGGAUACACAUACAUCGCAGCAUCAGAUCUCGCCACAUAGAUCUCGCCACAUGCACGAUUCUCUCGCUUGUGCCUUGCUCCCUGUGUGUGCGUGGCCUCUGUCUGUCUGUCUGUCUGUCUGUCUGUCUGCGCACCUCAGCAAUAGCAUCGCCGUCGGGCUCACACGGCUCACACACACGGUGCACAAUGUGCGGAAGGCGCGGCAUAGUGAACAGGGCAAUGCCAGCAAUGAACACAAAGGCGCUGCCUUUGCCCGCCUGUCCUGUCUGCGA
Vitrella brassicaformis is the source of this 4175-nucleotide messenger RNA. The record is from the annotation of a GenBank genome assembly. Lineage: Eukaryota; Vitrellaceae.